AUCGCGUAAAAUCCAUCCGGCAACGUCGCAAAUAUAUUGUGAAACGUCAACUGUAUUCCUAAGUGAAAUAAAAGUAAAUGUCAAAAUGUUUCAUUGUGAGGAUCGAUUGCGAGAUAAAGGAAAAUUUGUUAAGCAAAACGUCCUCAAUAAACGCAAAAAAUCAAUUUUGGCUAUGAAUAAUGCCAAAAAAUUGAGAAAGGAAACCCCAAACGUGGAAAAUAACCUAUGCAGUGGUCGACGCAUCGUGGAAUUACAGGAGUUGGGAAAACAUUUAAAAUGUUGCAGGUGUGAAAGAGUUCUUUCUCUUGAAAAUACUACAAAUGAAACACGAAAGGGCCUUUAUUCAAUUUUAAAUGUUAAAUGUAAUGAAUGUAAUAUUGAUACUAUAGUACCUACGGGGAAAGUUCAUACAACAAAAAGUGAAGUUAAGCAUUCAGAUGUCAGCACUAAAGCAGUUCUAGGUGCUGUCCAUUCAAGGUUUGGUCAAACUGCUUUAAAUAAAUUUCUUGCUGUCAUGAACGUUCCUACGAUAUCAUGGAGUUUAUAUAAGAGAUAUGAAAGAGAAAUCGGUCCAGCAAUAGAAGAAACUGCAAAAAAGAGUUGCAGUGCAGCAGAAGAACGUUAA
Messenger RNA from Psylliodes chrysocephalus, 625 nucleotides. NCBI's taxonomy places the organism in Eukaryota, Metazoa, Arthropoda, Insecta, Coleoptera, Chrysomelidae. The record is from the annotation of a GenBank genome assembly.